GGCGACAUUUCUUUCGUUCGUGAAUGUGCGCCUACAACUGCUUUUAAUUUGCGCGAUAUUUCUUUUUAUUUUGUUAAUUGUGGCGUAAUAUAAUGUUGCUUAGCUGAGUUAUUUUGAUUUAGGAAAUGUCCAGCAUCACGAGGCGGAAGCAGCGGAAUCUCGAGAUCGACACGAUGAGUUGCUACUCUUGAGGCGUACCGCCCCACAGACAGAAGUCAACACAAAAUCAACUUCUGCAGAAAGUAUAAAAGGGGCGACGGGAUGAUGCGUAAGGCGACAAGCACAAUGCCACGCCUGACGAUCAUCCUCCAAUGUUUGGCCUUGUGCACGUUGCUGCUGAAUGUAGGCGUUGCAAGUGCAUCUCGAGCCAAGGCCAUCGAUCUCACAAGUGGUAGUUCCGACAAUGGUCUCAAAAGAAACGACAGGGAGCACCAGCAGCAUCCUCAUUUGGCGCUCAACAAACCUAGCAAGCUUGAUCUCGAUGUUAGUCAGUAUUCUGAGACAGAUGACAAAGAUGCUCAUGAACUUGAAAGGAUUCGAUUACAAGAGAAGAGCGAUCGGAAUCUGGAAGUAACGACGAUCCCAACGACCGCCGAGGAGGAAAAAAGUGGUCAACACUUAAAGACACUUAAGUGCAACGAAGGAACAAUAUCAGUGAAGUGCGUAGAGAAAAGAAUCAAAAGCUAUUUAAGGACAGUAUCAACUGUAAACACAAUAAAUGUCUCAGACUCGGUGCAAAUUGUCAAGAAGCUAGAUAGCGAAGUAAAUGGUGAUUUAAACAAUUUAGAUAAUGUUAAUCAUACGUCAUUAGUGGACGAGAUACACAGGUACGCGCGUAAUCAUGUAGUCAAGAUUAAUUUGGCGAAAGACUUACUUCCGCCAACGGAAUCGAGAACGUUUUUUGGUGCUUUUUCACAGGGUAAGAGCACCUUUUUAACAGGCUUCGGGCUUGGUUUUCUAGCGUUUGGUCUGAAGAAAUUGCUGUUACCGAUCUUCAUUGGCGUACAGAUUGUCAAGAGUAUACUAAUAGCCUUGUUCCUGCCAAGUAUCAUUGGAAGUCUUGGGAAAAUUGUUGGAAAAGGCGUAUCCUCGUUCGCACAGUCGUCGCAUCAGCCAGGUCAGCAAAUGGAGGAGAACUACGAGUUCAAGGACAAUACCGAUGCAUACAACGAUGACUAUAUGAAUCGCCAGCCAUUGGGUACUUUACCAGCGUCGGUAAUGUACGACGAGAGUAUGUUGCAAACAAAAGCUCCAGAGAUUGCAUCGCGCUAUGGAUUCGUCGAUUCGAGAAUUUCUCCGAUGAAUGCACUUGCCGAUCGAUAUUAUACCAGACACAUGAUCAAUCCAUACGCCAAGAGACAGGAUUUCAAGGUAUUUCACGAGAUCCCGACAAGUUCAUUGCUGCUAACCAAUUACGAUCCGUUCUAUUCGCCGCUUCUGUCGAGACUUGACGCGGUAUUCGCUCGAUUGGGACAUAAUAGUGAAGGCUGUCGUGAAUAUGCUGUUUGUGCAAUGUACCGAAGUCCAGCGCGUUACGCUCCUUACUCUAAUCUUGUCUCAGCGCAAUUGUCACGCGAGUUAAACGAACUACGAAAACCAAGCUCUGACAAUCCUGAUGUCCUUAGAUUCUUUAGAUAUAUGAAGGCUGCAAAGGAUGGUCAAGAUGGUAUUAGAUGCGAAGAUGCUUAUGCUGAAUGUGACAGCGCCAGAGAUGAUCAGACCGUUAGACAGAAUCAAGCGAUGCUGGCUACUUAUCAAGAUAUAGAUAAGCUUGUGCAUGCGAGAAAAUUGUAGGCAGUGAAUCUGAUGAUGGAUUUUUUGUUUUGGCAAGGGAACAUUUGUACAUUACUGGACAAAUUGUCCUGCUUAAAUAAUUUUUAAAAUGAAAAUCGCUUCUUAAAAACUUGGAUAGAAUAUUAUUGAAGAUCUCUUGACCAAAUGGUUAAAGAGAUUUUUUUAAACCAAGAUAAAGUUUUGAACAAAAGUUCGAGACAUUUUUACUAUAAUUGAUUUUACGAUCUGAACUUAAGUUUGGAUUAAUUAUUAUAAUUAUGGAAUUGGCUUUAAAAAAUCUUAGAUUUAAUAAUUCAAAAAAGAAAAUUUUUUAUUUGCCAUGAUGUUAUGUUUAUUUAUUUAUAUUAUGCUUCAAAUAGUUCUUAUACUACUAAAAUUAAUGGAUAUUAAUUCAACUAGUUUCAAUCGGUGUUUCACUUUGAUUUAAAAUUUGUCGACAAUUUAUUUUAAUAACAAUGAGAUACUCUGAAAAUUUUCAUUAUACCUAUACUGCAUAGUCAAUUACAUGGCGCAGAUGUUUAAAAUUUUUAUAGUUAUUGUAAAUAAAUCAAAAUUUGAAUUUAGUUUAAUGAAAGUAGAUAUUUUACUUUGUAUAUUUUAUAAAGAUGAGACACAAACCGCCAUGAAAGAUCUUGUCAAUGGCAAUAUUACGAAGGCAAUGGUUUCUUAAAAAAAUAAUUUAUACAAUAUCAAAUUUAAUGAAACCAAUUAGAUACAAUUUGGAAUAAAAUUUGAAGUGACAAAUACAAUUUAUUUACUUCAAAAUAUAAUCUAUGGAACAAUGAUAUAUUUACUCUCCUGAGAAGUUGUUUCUUUGUUUAUUUUACAAGGAUAGAG
Phymastichus coffea is the source of this 2631-nucleotide messenger RNA. RefSeq lists its product as uncharacterized. The record is from RefSeq and is a predicted model, not a curated record. Bases 262 to 1794 code for a protein of 510 amino acids. NCBI's taxonomy places the organism in Eukaryota, Metazoa, Arthropoda, Insecta, Hymenoptera, Eulophidae. The transcript has 7 exons.